AUGGCGUACCAACCUCCUUCUCAGGUUAUUCUUUUGCCUCAGACUCAGCAGCUCAAGGCGUCGAUGACCAUCAUCCGGGAUAAAAACACACAGCGCGCCGACUUUAUCUUUUAUUCUGACCGUAUCAUUCGUAUCUUGGUUGAGGAGGGUUUGAACCACCUUCCUGUCAUCGAAAAGACUGUCAUCACUCCUACAGGAAAAGAAUUUCAUGGGAUUGACUUUCAAGGGCGAAUCUGUGGCGUAUCCAUCAUGCGUGCUGGAGAAUCAAUGGAACAGGGUCUUCGCGAUGUGUGUAGGAGUGUCCGUAUCGGCAAGAUCUUGAUUCAAAGGGAUGAAGAGACUGCACUGCCAAAGCUGUACUAUGCCAAGUUCCCUCCAGAUAUCGCUUCACGUUAUUGUUUGUUGUUGGAUCCCAUGCUUGCAACGGGUGGAUCGGCCAUCAAGGCAAUUGAGACCUUGAUUGAUCAUGGUGUACCAGAGGAGAGAAUCCUUUUCUUGAAUUUGAUUUGUUGUCCUCAAGGCAUCAAUGCUGUUGUUGCAAAGUUCCCUACCUUGAAGAUUGUCACUGCAGAGAUCGAUGUAGGACUGGACGAGAAAUUGUAUAUUGAUCCCGGUCUCGGAGACUUUGGUUGCCGCUACUUUGGAACCGACAAAUAA
This is a messenger RNA of Lobosporangium transversale, 657 nucleotides long. Its product is annotated as uracil phosphoribosyltransferase-domain-containing protein. NCBI's taxonomy places the organism in Eukaryota, Fungi, Mortierellomycota, Mortierellomycetes, Mortierellales, Mortierellaceae. The transcript has 6 exons. The record is from RefSeq and is a predicted model, not a curated record. Bases 1 to 657 code for a protein of 218 amino acids.